GGGACCCGCGCAAAGCACAAAAGGCUUCCGCAGCUGGCGUCCCCCGUUGCCUGUGGCAACCAUUGAGCGGCGCUUCGCUCUCCCUUGACCCCGCAAUGGCAGAGUAAACAGGGCCUCCAUUGGCUGGCCGGAGAAAGAAGGCCAAUCGGAGUAGAGGUUGUAAGGAGGCGGCCGAGAGAGGUUGUUGGGGGGUGGGUAGGAAGCUAGGGUUAGAGGCUACCGGUGAGGCUAGAAUCCCAGCGUGGUCGUUUGGAGCAGAUAUGUCUGUCCGGAGGCACAUUGGGAAUCCUGAGUAUCUGACCAAAAGAAUACCACAGAAUCCACGGUAUCAGCAUAUCAAGUCAAGACUGGAUACUGGUAACAGUAUGACUAAAUACACAGAGAAGCUAGAAGAGAUCAAAAAAAAUUAUAGAUACAAAAAGGAUGAGCUUUUCAAGAGACUAAAAGUUACAACUUUUGCCCAGCUGGUCAUCCAAGUUGCUUCCCUAUCUGAUCAGACACUGGAAGUGACAGCUGAAGAGAUUCAAAGGCUGGAAGACCAUGAGUCCUCGACGACUUCAGAGCCCGAUGACAGGGAAAUCAGUGCCAGGACCAACGGGAAGGGGAGCCCCGGGGAGCAGUCGCCAAGCCCCAUGCAGGUCCUAAGCAGCACGGGAGCAGGGGACUCCAGCCGCUCGACUCUGCAGAGCGUCAUCAGUGGUGUUGGGGAACUGGAUCUAGACAAAGGGCUAGUGAAGAAAGCAGAGCCCACCGCCAAAGACAAACCUUACCCCGACUGCCCCUUCCUGCUACUAGAUGUGCGAGACAGAGAUUCUUACCAGCAGUGCCACAUUAUUGGAGCUUACAGUUACCCAAUUGCAACUCUGUCUAGAACAAUGAACCCUUAUUCAAAUGACAUUCUUGAAUAUAAAAAUGCCCACGGCAAGGUCAUCAUUCUGUACGACGAUGACGAGAGGCUGGCCAGCCAGGCAGCCACCACCAUGUGUGAGCGGGGCUUCGAGAACCUCUUCAUGCUUUCCGGAGGUCUAAAAGUCUUAGCUCAGAAAUUCCCAGAAGGACUGAUUACGGGUUCCCUGCCAGCGUCUUGCCAGCAGGCCCUUCCUCCUGGCUCUGCCCGGAAACGAUCGAGCCCCAAAGUGCCACCCCUGCCAGCUGAGAAUAAAUGGAGAUUUACCCCAGAAGACUUAAAAAAGAUAGAAUAUUACCUGGAAGAGGAGCAGGGUCCUGCAGACAAUCCUAGCCGCCUGAGCCAAGCUAACACCUCUGGAAGAGACUCCAAGGUUCCAGGCACCCGCAGCGGUCAGAGCCUACCUGCCGGGGUCCCCACCGGCCCCCUGAACCCUCGCUCGCUCAACAGCGGCCACCUGCAAGGCAAGCCCUGGAAAUAAAGACUUUGUCUGUCUUAGUCGAAUAAAUACUUUUUCUCCUUUUGGAACUUCCCAGGGGUUCCAAGUUGGUCAUUUUCAGAAACUGCUGCACAGGAAAGACCCCCCUGCGUGUGACAGGCCCUCUUCCCUCUGCCCCGGGGCCAGCACUUGCCUGCAUUCAGCUCGGAAGGAGUUUUACAAAAACCAGAGGCAUGACAGGCUCUAGCGUCCUCCCUGUUGUUUACAGAAUAUUUAAGUUUCUGAAACUGAGCAGGAAAAAAAAAAGUCUAAUGUUUUAGGUCCUUAAAAAAAAAAAAAAUGGCCCAGCUUGUAUUGGGUCAUAUCUUGCAUUGUUUUGUAAAUUCUUCAGUCCCAUCUGGUAUGUUCUUCCCAGGCAGUUCUUUUUCACUCAUGAUCUUGGUUUCAUGAAGAUUCUCCAGGUGGACUUUGCAGCAGCCAUCUCGGGGUUGGGGGAUGUGGAAGGUUGGGGGAGUGGGUGCUUCUCACCUCUCAGCACCCCCCAGCCGUGGGCCCACUGGUCUGUUAUGAGUUGGGAGGCGACGGGGGACACCUGGAGCAUUGCUUGGUUUUCGGGUGUGUUAGAGCCACCCUCACACUCCCUGAGUGUCCCUCCCCGCUGGCUGUUUUCCUGAACCAGCCCUGUAACGAUGCCCUCACACAGGGCAUGAGGGCUCCUCACCAGGACGCCCUGUCUGCCGGACAGUCCUGUGUUAGGGCCACUGCUGCAGCCCCACUGCCUACCCUGACCUGCCCCUCAUCGGCGGUCGGUCUCCUCGUUGUACAUUUCCACUCCCCAGCUCAGGCCCGUCCUUCUUGGAUGGAUAGAAAUUAUGGCCCCUUGAAAACAGCAGCGUCAGUUGGGCGACCUCAGGCAAACAAGGUGAGGACAACUCCAUGGUCCUUUGUCAGGGCUGACAGCCCCUUGAAGCCCUAGCUUUAAAAUACAGUAUUAGUCUAAUUGAGUAAUUAGUGCAAUUUCCUGCUUACUUUUCAUUCUCAUGACUGAGCUGUGAUUAGGAGGUUGUGAUUACAGAUUCUGGUUUGGGCCAGAAUUUUGAAUCAGCAUUAAUUGAAUUGCUAGGUGACUGACAUUCAUUCCAUUUAAUUGGAGGAACAAAAGACCUCAGGUAAGGAUGAGGGACUCCGAAAUCAUCAGGCAAAGGGAAAGAGCCUUGUUAAUUUUUAUGGUCUGUGAUUUGUAGCUGUGAUAAGGGACUGAGGAAUAAAUUGUGCACUUUGUCAUGGCAACCGGCUUCUGAAAAGCCAACUGAAAAUUGCCUGUCCUUAGGUGGUUCCUGCUGCCGGUUAGAUUUGCCUUAACGGGACCAUUUUCUUGCCACCAAAAAAAAAAAAAAAAAAAGGGAAGGAAGGACGGAAGGAAGGAAA
Molecule: messenger RNA, 2774 nt
Organism: Mustela erminea (ermine)
Lineage: Eukaryota; Metazoa; Chordata; Mammalia; Carnivora; Mustelidae
Gene: CEP41
Product: centrosomal protein 41
Exons: 11
Coding region: 261-1388 (375 amino acids)
Biological process (GO): protein polyglutamylation; cilium assembly
Cellular component (GO): ciliary basal body
Source: RefSeq, a predicted model, not a curated record